AUGGAUAAAUCGGAAGAACUUGAGUUGGUCCCACCAGAGCUUCGUCAAGCAGUUGAGUUUCAACACAACAAUCCGAUUCGAGUACGGAGCAGCGCUAUGGUAGAUAUUCAGCAGUGCAGCGGAAAUCCGUAUACGCUCGAGAAUGGAAAGAUAGUAUAUGUCACGUUCUACACUCAUCUGGAUAAAAAAAUGGUUGAAAUGUAUUUGCAUGAAGCGUAUGCGUUAGAAGAAAUCGCUAGAAAAGCAGCAGAGCUUCUGCCAACUGUAGAAUGGAAAGUGUGUUCUGGUACGCAAUACCAAGCUGAUUUCGAAUUCACUAGUUCCCAUCAAGUCUGGAACUCCAUCAGGACUACUCUAUUCUACAAGUUCAAUUUCCUUUUGGUCCACCUUGAACGUCGUCAUCAUUACUGUUAA
Messenger RNA from Caenorhabditis remanei, 414 nucleotides. RefSeq lists its product as uncharacterized. The record is from RefSeq and is a predicted model, not a curated record. Lineage: Eukaryota; Metazoa; Nematoda; Chromadorea; Rhabditida; Rhabditidae. The transcript has 3 exons. Bases 1 to 414 code for a protein of 137 amino acids.